AUGAUUCAAGAUAUAAACAAAGUCAUCUGCUCCGAAAUAAAGAGUGUGGAGCUAGAUAUACUAAGCAGCCAGGAGCUGAAAAAUAUUUCGUUUGGUAAGUUUGAGAAUCAAUUGUAUGAUUAUGAAAAAGGGGGAAAAGGAGGAGUGGUAAAUACAUUACGAUAUGAUCCGAGAUAUGGUACAGUGGACAGUAAACAAAUUUGUUCCGUUUGUUAUGAAAAACAUGAUAACUGUUUUGGUCAUAUAGGUCAUAUAGAUUUUGCAUUACCUGUAUUUAAUCCAUUAUUUUAUAAAGAUUUACAUGAACUAUUAGGUUUAGUUUGUUUUAAUUGUUAUAGUUUUUGUUAUUCCGAGGAUAUAAUAUUUUUACUAAAACACAUUUUUCAGUUAAAGGCAUUAAAUGAAAUUGAAAGUACGAAUAAAUUUGUGUGCAAAAAAAAUAGCAAUUUUACAUAUAUAAUAGAUGAAAUAGAUAGACUAUACAAAAAAAUAUGCAAAGAUUCAAGUAUAUCUAUGGAGGAUAUUGCUGAAACGAUAUGUCAGGAUUAUGUAAAAAGUAAAGAAAAGAAAGGAAAUCAUGGCGAUGAAGGCGGUAGUGCUGUUGCUGAUGAUGAUAAUAAUGAUGAUGAUGGUGAUGAUGAUUAUGAUAAUAAGAAAGAACAAAUAGUGAGUAAAUUAUUCAACGGAAUAGACGAAACGAAGGAGGAAGAGGGAAGGGGACAAAUGGGCAAAUACCAUGUGAAGAAAGAAGAAGAAGAAGAAGAAGGAGUAGCAGAGGAGGAGGUAGACAUUAACAUGUUAAAGGAAAAAAUUCGAAAAUAUAAAUUUGAUCCGAAUAAAUUAGCUUUCCAGGCUAAUUAUAAUUAUGAGGAGUAUCUUAUUUUGAAUAAAAUGAUCAAAAUCUGUAUGAAGAAAAGAUCAAGAUGCGCAAAUUGUAAAUUUCAUAAAAGCAUAACAGUAAAAAUGUCGACUAAUAAAGACACUAUAGAUUUUGUAGGAAUUCAUUCUAAUAGUACCUUUUUUAGAAAAUACAUGUUUAAGAAGGAAAAAAUUGAAGAGGACAAUUUGGACUUAAAUGAACAUGCGGGGGGAGAUGCAGAGGAGGAAGGAUUGGAAGGGAUGGAAGGAGUGGAAGGAUUGGAAGGAGUGGAAGGAUUGGAAGGAGUGGAAGGAUUGGAAGGAUUGGAAGGAUUGGAAGGAGUGGAAGGAUUGGAAGGAGUGGAAGGAGUGGAAGGAGUUAACGAAGCGAAGGAAACUUUUGAAAAGAAGAAUAAACAAAUUUUCAAUAACAGUUAUGGGGGAAAAUCAUCUAGAGAUAACAAAAAAAGUGUUGCAAACAAAACAGGUAUAAACGAAUUUACACAAUUGACUGAUGCGUAUAAUAAGCUUAAGGCAAAGGAAAAGUGCACUGUUCGCCUAUUCAGUUUUCAAAUUGUAGAUAUAUUGAAAAAAAUAUUUGUAAAAAGAAAUAAAGAAGCUUUAGAUUUAUUAUACCCAUUUACAAAAAAGAAUGGGUAUAAAGUUUUUUUUUUAUAUAAUAUGGGAAUUAGUGCAAAUAGGUUCCGACUGAUAUAUAGAGGAGUACAUAAAAGAAUGAAGAUGAUAAGGAAUUUGUAUAGAUUUAAUAGUUAUGUAAUAUUAUGUAUAAAUGCUAAAAAAGAAAUAAAUUUUGAUAAUAUAUUAGAAAAUAAUAAAAAGGAAUUAGGUUUAUAUAAAAGUAUAUUUAAUUUUUUUUCCUUAAAAUUUAGAUAUAAAUUAAAUUCAGAAUUGAUGGAUAAUGAUACAGAUAUUACCAAGUCUGAUUUCUUAAAACAUUAUUCAUUAUUUUAUAGAAAUAAAAGUUCAUAUAUAAAUGUGCUUUUUACAAAUUUACAAAUAGCAGUAAAUACAUUUUAUGAUAGUACAAUAGCACAAAAAACUCGUAAUAAAAAUAUUUCAAAUAUAGGUUUAAGAGAAAUAUUAGAUAAAAAAGAAGGUAUUCUAAGAAAAAGUAUUAUGGGUAAAAGAGUAAAUAAUUGUGCUCGAACUGUUAUUUCACCAGAUACAUUUAUAGAAACCAAUUACAUUGGAGUUCCACUUGAAUUUGCAAAAGCAUUAACAAUUGAUGAACCUGUUACUGAACGAAAUUUUGAAUAUUUAAGUAAAUUAAUAGAAAAUGGCCCCGAUAUAUAUCCAGGUGCAUUAAGUUAUAAAGAUACCAAGGGAAGAGUAUUCAAAUUACCUCAUAAUUAUGAACAAAGAUUAUAUAUCCUAGAUCUUAUCAAAAAGUUUUACCAAAAAAAUAACUAUGGAUUCAUAACUGUACAUAGGCAUGCACGUGAUGGAGAUAUAGUCAUUAUGAAUAGACAACCGACAUUACAUAAAUAUUCUAUCAUGGCUCAUUUUAUCAAAGUUUUUGAAAAAGAAAAAGUGUUCAGAUUAAAUUAUGUUAAUUGUAGUUCAUAUAAUGCUGAUUUUGAUGGAGAUGAAAUGAAUUUACAUUUAUUACAAACCCCAUUAGCUAGAGCAGAAGCUACUCAUUUGAUGAACUCAGACUUUUUAUUUACUAAUUUUAAAGAUGGCUCACCAUUGAGAGGGUUGACACAGGAUUUUAUUCUAGGUGGAUUACAUUUAACUUCAUUGGAAACGUUCUUGAACUAUGAUGAAUAUUGUAACUUGCUGCAAUGCUCGCUUAACUGUCUGCUUUCACAGAAGAACGCCUUUUUCUUUAAGCAGAAAAGAGGGGUAGCAAACUCCUUGGUAAAUGGCUCGCGAAGUGGCAGUAUGAUUAACAUCCACAGUGCGCAUAAUGACAAAGACGAUAUUGGAACCAAGCCACAAAAUGGUCAAGAUACACCUAAAAGAUUCAGUGGAAACAUUCUUAAACUGAACAAUUACAGCUACCUAGACCCCUAUGCAACUGUCUUAAAUAGAACAACGUUCAGCAUAGUUACAGAAGGACCGGCGAUACUAUUUCCAAAGAGAUUAUGGACGGGUAAGCAAUUAAUAACUAGUAUAUUGAAGACAAUAAUUGAUAGAGUUGCUAUAGAAACAUAUAACAGAUAUGGAGAGAACGAAUUUAUGAAAAAUUAUAAGGGAAUAAAUUAUAUAGCUAGUGCAAAAACUGCUGCUGAUUUAUGGUCCUUUGACCCAAAUAAUGAAUGUGAAGUUAUUAUUAGAAAUUCGGAACUACUGCAAGGGGUAUUGGACAAACUACAUUUUGGUGCUAGCUCGAAUAGUUUUGUACAUUUAUGUUAUGAACUAUUUGGACCUAAAACUGCUGCUGUGAUGCUUGAUUGCUUUGGUCGUUUAUUUAUAAGCUUCUUACAAAUGCGUGGUACAAGUUUAAGUCUGUAUGAUUUUAUUUUAAAAAAAGAAGCUAAACAAGAAAAAACAAAAAUUAAAAGAAGAAUAUCUUUUACAGGAUUUUAUUUACAAAAUUUAUUUGUUAAUUCGAUUGCAAAGUCCUUAAAUGUGGAUAUUAAUGAUAUGAAUUUUUACAGUAAAAAAAAUAUAUGCACAGGUCAGGAAAAUAAAGAUUUAGUUGUCAGUAAUUUGUAUGACUUGUACAGGAAAAAGGAGGAAAUUAUAAAAAAUUGUGAACAAGUAAGGUCAAACAGGUUGGGACAAAAUAGUUGUACAAAUGAGAAUGAGGAAAAAAGAAGAACACCAUUAGAAGGGGGGAGAAAUUUUAAAAGGAAAAAAAUGAUUCAAGAUUGUAAUGGUAUAUUUUUGUAUGAUAAGAAUUCAGAAAAUGCUGAGGUGAAGUACAGUUACACAGAUACAGCAAAUGACGAUAGUGUUAUACUAAAAACUGAACAGAGCAUGGCCAUAAAUGAGGAACCUUAUUUUAUUGCUCUAUUUAAUAAAGAAAUAGAGAGAAUCUUUUUGCAAAGCGAGGAUUAUGAUGUUGAUGGUGAAAAGAGUUAUAUCAGUAGGGAUAAUGAAAAAGGAUACAAUAAAAAUAGCACGUCGAAGACGGGAAAAACUGCUCAGUCCCUUAUUGAGUGUGCACUUAAAAAGAUUAAUUCAGACAUUUUAGAAAAGUACGUGAAUAGUAGAAGCAGAAAUGGAAGCAGUUUCAACGAUUUGGAUGCAGUUCCUUUGGAAGAGACGGACGAAGAGAAACACGCGUUUCUCCUGAAUGUAGUAACUCAUAGGUUAUACAACGCGUUGAAGGAGCCAUCAUUUUUUAGGAGUUCCAAUUUUAGAGGAGACAAAAUAAUGAGAGUAAUUGAGAAGGUUCUUCACUUUUUAAAGGAAGCAGAAUGCAAUAAAAAACUAAAAGUGUACAUACUAUUUGAGCUUUUUCAAAAUAAAAAUAUUCUAAAGUAUUUCCCUUCACUUGUUAAUUAUGUAUAUAAUUUUGAAUACCAUUUGAGUGAUAAAGAGAUAUGGAAGACUGUUCUGAAAAAUGUAUUAUCAAAGGAAGCGGGGGAACUGGAUGAAGAAGAGGAGGGGAAGGGUUGCUAUAAUUCUCCUAUUAAGGGAAGAAAUGCAUGCGAUGAAUUAUACAAAGAACAUCUUAAAAAAGAAACAAAAGAACAUAAAAUUAGAAGGAUAUGUAAAGAGUUUUAUGAACAUGUGCAGGAAAAAGGGAAUCCUAUGGAUAAUAAUAACAAUAGGUAUUAUGUAAAUACAAAUUUUAGCUACAAUAGUAAUGGGGAAAUGAUAAGUGAUUGUAAUUAUGUCGGUGCAGAUGCAGAGGGAAUGUUAGAUCAUAUGUAUGAUGAACAUUUUUUAAAGAAUUGUUUCAUAUCUAGUAUGCCGUCCUUUAUACUGAAUGAUGAUAUAUGUAAUUUGUCCUUUAAUGGGAAAAAUCAUUAUUAUGAAUAUUAUGUAAAUAAGAAAGAAGUGGAAGAGGAUUCUUAUUUUAGAUUUGAUAAUAUGAGGGAUAUAUAUUACAAAACUGAGUAUCUCAUAAAUACAUAUUUUCCUUUACAAAGGGAUGAGUUUGAUGGUUUAAUUGACUCCUUAUCUCAACCAUAUUUAUGUCGUGUAUCAUCAAAUACUAAUAGUUUAAUAAAUAUGAAUAAUUUGAUAAAUAAAUUUUUGAAUAACGGGUUUAGUAAUAUGAUUUUUACUGGAGCAAAAGGAAGUAAAGUUAAUUAUUCGAUGAUAUGUGGUAUGUUAGAUCAACAAUAUUUAGAAGGUAAAAGAGUACCUAGAAUGAAAUCAGGAAAAACACUUCCAAGUUUUCAUAAAUAUGAUUAUGGAGCAAGAGCAUGUGGAUUAAUUACAGAUUGUUUUUUAGAAGGAUUAAGACCACAAGAAUAUUUUUUUCAUUGUAUGUCAGGAAGAGAAGGAUUAAUAGACACAGCAGUGAAGACAGCCAAGUCAGGUUAUAUACAAAGGUGUUUAAUAAAAUGUAUGGAAUCAGUGAUAUUACAUUAUGAUGGAACUGUUCGAAAUGAAGAUAAUGCGAUCGUUCAGUUUUUAUAUGGAGAAGAUGGAAUAGAUCCGUCAAAAACUGCGUACUUAGAUGUAACAAAAGAUUUAAUAUACAAUCAUCAGUUAUCAUUUAGUAAAUAUAUAAGUCAUGGAAUAAGUAAAAAAAUUGUGCAUAAUGAGGAGUUAUUUAAAAUGUGUAAUGGGGAUAGUAAUGAUAAUGGUAGUGGCAAUGGUAGUGAUAAUGGUAGUGGCAAUGGUAGUGGCAAUGGUAGUGGCAAUGGUAGUGAUAAUGGUAGUGAUAAUGAUUAUAAUAUUAGUCAUAAUAGCGAUAGAACAAAUGGCAGAAGAAAGAGACAACAUGAAGAACCGCUGAUAAGCACAUAUAAUCCGUAUACUUACAUAGGUGCAAUAUCGGAUAAAUUUGAAGAAAAGAUUAAUAAAUUUUUAAUGAAUGAUAUAAGUUUAUUAAACAACUAUGAUGACUUACCAGAAAAUUUUGACUUGCUUGCUUCUACUCUUAUGAAAUCAAAAUAUUAUAAUUCGUUAUGUAGCCCAGGUGAAUCUAUAGGGAUUUUAGUUGGACAGUCUUUUGGUGAACCGGCUACUCAAAUGACUCUAAAUACAUUUCACUUAGCUGGUACAGAAAAUGUAACAAUGGGAAUACCUAGAUUGAAAGAAAUUUUUCUAACUUCCAAAAUCACAUCAAAACCUAUGAUAUAUGUUCCUAUUAAAAUCGAAUUAAAUAUAGAUGAUCCUGAUAAAAUGAAAAAAUAUAUUACCAGUGUUGCUGAUAAAAUUUUAAGCUCUUACAAAAGUAUACAACUGAGUGAUGUUAUAUAUGGCAUAGGGGUGGAAAGAAAAAUUAUUCUAAAAGAUAAAGAGAAAAAUACGCAAGUGCAUUCGAUAAAUUUGUCCAAACUUGAACAUAGGAACAGUAAUAAUGAGUAUAUCUCCAGUAGGUACAAUAAUGAGUAUGCCUUCAAUGAGGACAGUCAUCCCAUUAAUUGCAAUUACAGUAAUAAGAACUCAUUUGAAGAUGAUUAUUUGGAUGUAGAAAAAAUUAUGAAUGAGGUAAAAAAAACAAACUUAAAUUUUGAUCUAAAUAAAGAAUGGAAUUAUGAAAUCAUUAUUCAAUUUGAAAACCUUCAUCAUUUCUGUACUGUUAAUAAACAUAUUACUAUAUCUUCUAUACUUUAUAAAGUGGUAAGUCUUCUUCUAACAUCUGUACUUAGUAGAAUAGCAGAAUCCAUGAGUGUACACAAUUUAUAUUCAGUCAAUGCUUUGAAUCAUGAAUAUUAUGACGAGCUAUUUGAUUUCAUUAGUAGCAAAAUGAGUGAAGAGUUUAGUUACCUAUAUGAUGAGAUUGAUUAUAAAAAUGAUGAAGAACAAAUAAAUGCAAAACUAAAAUUCAUGUCCAAAGGUGAAGACGAACAUAAUGAUACAGGUUAUUUACGAAGUAGUACCAAAUUUAAAUCAAAAGAAAAUUUUGAUAGUUCAAUAAAACCACAAAAGAAUAAAGAAUAUUCUAAUAUGGAUGAAGAUAAUAUUUUCUAUGUUGACACUAUGAAUGAUAGGAUGAAUGAUGAUCAGUCCAUUGAAGAGGAAAGCAAUUUUUUAGCAGAAGAGAAGGGAACCACGUCCGAGGGUAAUGUCGAUGGACAGGGGGGGGAGGUGGAUUCACGCAGUGAGAAAGGGGAAGAAGACACAGCCACCGAGGACGAGAGGGAGUACGACGAAAGUGAAGAUGAAGAGGAGAUCAGCAGUAGGGGGGGAGACGAUAAAGCAAGUAGUGAUGACGAUGAUAAUGCAAGUAGUGAUGACGAAAUGGAAGAGAAGGAGCAAAUAAUAAACAAAGGGAAAAAGACACUAGAGAAACGUAAUAAGGGAAAACUCGGAAGGGAGAAAAAUCCCCCUAGAUUGAGAAGAAGCAGUAGUAGUAGUAGUAGUAGUGGUGGUGGUAAUAAUAGUAGUAGGAAUAGUAGUAAACGUACCAAGUUUGAUAAAGAGAGCAAAUGUAAACAGAGUCCUAGCGAAUUUGCAUAUUCACAGGAAAACAGCUGCAUAAGUAAUAGAAGCUCAAGAAAUGCUUCGAAGUCUUUGGAAUUGUUGUACAACACCUCAACAACUGUAAAUUCUCUUUCGUCUGAAGCAAGUGUUACACAUAAUAUAUUAGUAGAUGAAAAAUCAGAUGAGUUCAUUAAUAUGAAAGAUAAUAAAAUGCAUAAUCAUAAAAAAAGGCAAAAUAAUGAAGAAAAUAAAUUAAGAGAAUAUAAAAAAAGAUCGAAGAUAAAACGUAAAGAAUUUUCAACAGUUGAAUCAACGUCAUUUGCUUCUUCUUUAUCAUCAUUAGCAUUAUCAGGGGGAUCUACACAAAGUGAAAGAAUAAGUGAAGAGGAAGAUACAGAAGCGGGAGAUGACGACAGUGAGAAAGAAGAACAUAUUAUUGCAAAAGAUUUUUCAAAAUAUUCGUACGAUUAUAAAAAUAACAUCAACUUAUCCAAUUCUGAAAGUGAAUAUGAACAAGAAGAAGAACAGAACGAUUUAUCCAAAAAUAAUAUUUAUGAACCAAGAUAUGUUAAAAGCAUUGUUGACAAAAUAAAAAGUAGUUUACUUUGUUUUAUAAAAAAAAUUAGCUUCUCUCCUGUUACUUGGACCUUGAAACUUGAAAUUUCGUGGGAUAUCAACUUUUUCCCAUAUUCAAUAGAUUUUUUAGAAUCUGUAAAAUACGACAUUUCGAAAGAAAUUUUAUUCAAAAUUAAUGAUUUAAAUAAUCCUAAAAUAUUAAAAGGAAAAGACAUAACUCAUAGUGGUCAAGAAUAUGAAUUACAAAUUGAAGGAAAAAACAUUUAUAAAUUGUACAGUAUUAAAGAUAAAUAUAUUGAUAAAACAAAAUUAUACUGCAAUGAUAUUUACGCAAUUGUAAAAACUUAUGGUAUUGAAGCUGGAAGGUUAUGUAUAACGAAAGAGUUGAAAAAAGUUUUCGAGGCAUACGGAAUUUCAAUCGAUUUUAGGCAUUUAUCUUUUAUUAGUGAUUUUAUGACCCAUACAGGUGACUUGAAGCCUUUUAACAGAUAUGGACUGGGCUGUUUUCGUAAUGUUCUUCAGAAAAUGAGUUAUGAAUGUGCAACCAACUUUUUAGAACAGGGUUGUGUACAUAAGUCAAUUGAUUACUUAUCAACGGCUUCGAGCAGCUUAUUUUUUGGAAAACCCAUAAAAGUAGGGACCAAUGUAGCUGAUAUAGUAGCAUGUAUUGGGGGAAGCAACUGA
Plasmodium malariae is the source of this 8637-nucleotide messenger RNA. RefSeq names its product RNA polymerase I, putative (gene RNAPI). Gene Ontology annotation, biological process: DNA-templated transcription. The transcript is spliced from 3 exons. The record is from RefSeq and is a predicted model, not a curated record. Bases 1 to 8637 code for a protein of 2878 amino acids. Gene Ontology annotation, molecular function: DNA-directed RNA polymerase activity; DNA binding. Gene Ontology annotation, cellular component: RNA polymerase I complex. NCBI's taxonomy places the organism in Eukaryota, Apicomplexa, Aconoidasida, Haemosporida, Plasmodiidae.